Messenger RNA from Patella vulgata (common limpet), 626 nucleotides. RefSeq names its product thialysine N-epsilon-acetyltransferase. The record is from RefSeq and is a predicted model, not a curated record. The transcript has 5 exons. Gene Ontology annotation, molecular function: N-acetyltransferase activity. Lineage: Eukaryota; Metazoa; Mollusca; Gastropoda; Patellidae. The coding region runs from base 83 to 592 and encodes 169 amino acids.
ACUCGGUUUAAAACACCGCGAAUUUGACAAUUACUGCUGUACUUGAUGAUAGUCUUUUAGAGAGUAUUAAAGACGAUAAACAAUGUCUGACUAUAGAAUCAGAGGAGCUAGAGUUGAUGAUUGUGAAGAAAUAUUACGACUUAUUCAGGAAUUGGCUGAAUUUGAGAAGAUGCUGAAGGAGUGUCACAUGACUGUUGAAACUUUAAGAAAAGAUGGAUUUGGUUCCAAUCCUUUGUUUCGUUGCCUCGUCGUUCAGAGUUUGAAUCCAGAUGGCAGUGAAUCUAGUGGUUUAAUUGGCUACUGUAUAUUUUACUAUAUAUACAGCACCUGGGAGGGGAAGUGUAUAUACAUGGAAGAUUUAUACGUCACACCUACCUCACGUCACAAGGGCAUAGGUCAUGCCACGCUAAAGAAAUUAUCACAGAUUUGUGUAGAGGAAGGAUGUAAGAGACUACAGUGGGCCGUUUUAGACUGGAACAGCAUUGCCAUUAAUUUCUACAAUAAGAGCGGUGCAAUAAAUUUAUCGGAAAAGGAAGGAUGGCUAUGCUAUAGAUUCGAUGAGGACGGUUUAAAGGCAUUUGCCAAAAACUGAAUUAAAACGGAAAUAAAAAAAUCGUAUGAAACAA